AUGAGAGACAAAGGAGAGUUGAAAGUAUCAAGAGUGACUGACUUUGGAACUCUGAAGCAGGGGGAAUCUAAAAGAAUGAUUGUCUGGAUAGAGAUCCAUGGACACAGUAAAGAGCUCCUGUUGCUUGGCUUUUCUGAUUUUACUGUUGGCCGCUAUAUUGAAGCCACUGUAACAAAUGAAGAAGAAUUACUUAUAGCACCGGUACAACCUUAUUCUCCAGGAAAGCCUAAGAAUAUUCCAGAUUCUCAGCUAAGGAAGACAACAGUGGCUGCUCCUAAACAUAAAAGAAAUAAGAGAAGGUGGUGUUCAAACUUUCUCCCACAUUAUACCAUACCAGAUGAGUUAAGAAAAUGUGUGGAACAGCAGUUAGACAUACUGACCUUUCAGCCCCUCCUAGCAGAGCGUCUUAAUCUAGAUAAUUAUAAAGCAAACUUUUCUACUCUUUUGUGGCUUGAAGAGAUCCAAGCAGAAAUGGAUUUAAAAGAUUACUACAUGAGUGGGGUUACUUUAAAAAGGAAUGGGAACUUGUUAGUGCUGGAAGUGCCAGGAGUAGAAGAGGGCAGACCUCGCCUGAUUCCAGGUGAUAAGGUGAUACUGAAAACUCAGGUCUACUCCGAUCAUAUAAUAGAGUACAUUGCCUAUGUUGCUGAAAUAUGUGAGGAAGAUGUUACUCUUAAGGUUAAUGCCGACUUUGAACGUGCUUACAACUUGGAGCCCAUGGAUGUGGAAUUUGUUCAUUGCAGUAUUCCUAGCAGGCGAUGCCAACUGGCCAUUCAGCAAGCUCUCUACCUGGGUGAAAAAGUGUUAUUUCCAGAAAGACUUGUGUUACAAUCACCACAAGCUAUCAAGACCCAGAAUACUACAGAGUACUGUGCCGUUGAUGAUGGCCUUAAACAAUCUACACAGCAAGAAAUUGGUGAAACUGUGGCACUUAAACAGAGAGAUGGUGAAUUUUUCAAUCCUGUGCUGAACGUGCAACAGAAACUGGCAGUGAAAAGGAUACUGAGUGGUGAAUGUCGCCCAACACCUUAUCUUCUCUUUGGACCACCAGGAACUGGAAAAACAGUAACAGUAAUUGAAGCUAUUUUACAGAUACACUUCACUCUCCCAGACAGUCGGAUUUUGGUAUGUGCACCAUCAAAUGCUGCAACAGAUCUGAUUUGCUUGCGGCUGCAUCAAAGUAAUCUCUUAAAACCAGGAACUAUGGUUCGAGUUAAUGCUGCCUUCAGGUCAGCAGAGCAAAUUGAUGACAUGGUGAAACCUUACUGCAAAGAUGGUGAUGAUAUUCAGAAGGCAUUGUGGUCCAGGAUUGUAAUUACAACAUGCAGCAGCGCAGGAUUGUUUUAUCAAACAGACACACGGCUUGGGCAUUUCACUCAUGUGAUUCUGGAUGAGGCAGGUCAAGCAAGUGAACCGGAGAGUCUCAUUCCUAUUGGGUUGAUUUCAGAAGCUGAUGGACAGAUAAUUCUCGUUGGAGAUCCGAAGCAGUUAGGGCCAGUAAUAAAAUCUAGACUUGCACAGUCUUUUGGAUUAAAUAUGUCCUUGCUAGAAAGACUGUCAUCAAGAGAGCUAUAUCUGAGAGAUGAGGAUGCUUUUGGUGCCUGUGGAGCAUACAAUCCUUUGUUGAUCACUAAACUCACAAAGAACUACAGGUCGCAUUCUGCAUUGCUUGCCUUGCCAUCUAAAUUGUUUUAUCAUAAGGAACUAGAAGUUUGUGCAGAUACCUCAGUAGUGACUUCUUUCUUGAAUUGGGAGAAAUUGCCCAGGAAGGGAUUUCCAUUAAUUUUUCAUGGAAUAAGGGGCAGUGAAACACGUGAAGGUCGCAGUCCUUCAUGGUUUAAUCCAGCUGAAGCAGUUCAAGUGAUGAUGUACUGUUGCCAGCUGGCUAGAAGUGAAUGCUCUGCAGUACCAGUGACAGAUAUUGGAGUGAUUGCCCCAUACCGUAAGCAGGUGGAAAAAAUUAGAUUUCUUCUCAGAAGUAUUGAUUUGGAAGACAUAAAGGUUGGCACAGUAGAAGAGUUUCAAGGGCAGGAGUACAUGGUUAUCAUCUUAUCAACAGUGCGAUCUCAGAAAGUCGUAAUUGAUGAUGAAAAACACUCUUUGGGCUUUCUCUGUAACCCAAAGAGAUUUAACGUAGCAAUUACUAGAGCAAAAGCUUUGCUGAUUGUCGUGGGAAAUCCUCACGUUCUUGUGAAAGAUCCCUGUUUUUCUGCACUGUUAGAAUACAGUUUAAUGAACAGAGUUUAUAUAGGUUGUGACCUGCCCGCAGAGCUGGAACGCCUGCAGAGCUGUGGGAACAACACAGGCUAUACUCUGUUCCCAAGUUCACCACACCAGGAUCCUCACUGCUCUGCCUCCUACCUUGCCCUGCCUGGGGUACAGCUGGUGACCAAGAACUCUCUGCUGCACUACAUCACAACCGCGGGAGCUCCCGCGUACCCGGGCCUGAGCUGCCGUGUGCGGGCUCCGGGAAGGAGAAGGGAGGGAGCCCGCGCCUCGUCCUGCCGGGACCGCCUGUGCCGGUGCCGAGACCCUCCCAGGGCCGGCGCCGCCAGUGUCCCCCGGGCCGGGCCCGAGACCCUCCCAGGGCCGGUGCCGCCAGUGUCCCCCGGGCCGGGCCCGAGACCCUCCCAGGGCCGCCGUUGCCCGCCGCGUUCCCCGGGCCGCCCGGCGCAUGCGCCUUGCCGCCGCCGCGCGGUGCUCCUGCGGAGACGCGGGCGCCGGGGCCGCGGCCGCGACGUGUUGCGCUCGGAGCCCCGCAUGGGCUGUGCCGCACCGGCUGCUGCGGCCGCGCCGCUCCCGGCCGCCCUGCUGCGGCCGCGCCCCGCUCCGCAGGCUCCAGCUGUUCGCUGGGAUGCCUUAAAGGACCUCUGCGUUCCUGCAGUUCAUUCCGGGCUGCUCUUGCCUCCUCCUCCUCCCCACGGCUGCGAGCCCCUUCUUGAACUGCUCCUCACGCUGUCGCUGCUCGGAGCAGGCGGGCAUUUCCAUGCGAGCGCCAGCCGCCCGCUGCUGUAA
Molecule: messenger RNA, 3015 nt
Organism: Onychostruthus taczanowskii (white-rumped snowfinch)
Lineage: Eukaryota; Metazoa; Chordata; Aves; Passeriformes; Passeridae
Product: RNA helicase Mov10l1-like
Exons: 20
Coding region: 1-3015 (1004 amino acids)
Molecular function (GO): helicase activity
Source: RefSeq, a predicted model, not a curated record